Messenger RNA from Cucumis sativus (cucumber), 1293 nucleotides. Its product is annotated as probable fructokinase-4. The transcript has 4 exons. Gene Ontology annotation, molecular function: fructokinase activity. The coding region runs from base 92 to 1087 and encodes 331 amino acids. The record is from RefSeq and is a predicted model, not a curated record. Gene Ontology annotation, biological process: fructose metabolic process. Gene Ontology annotation, cellular component: cytosol. Lineage: Eukaryota; Viridiplantae; Streptophyta; Magnoliopsida; Cucurbitales; Cucurbitaceae.
UAAUUCCUUCACUUCACCAUUUCAUUAUCUACCUUUCACUCUCUCUCUCUCUCUUUCUUUCUAAUUUCCCGAUCACUCUCACUCGCAUCCCAUGGCUUCCACCAACGGCGCUAUGCCUUCCGGCUCCGGUUUGAUCCUCAGUUUCGGCGAGAUGUUGAUCGAUUUCGUCCCCACAGUUUCCGGCGUCUCUCUAGCCGAGGCACCAGGAUUCCUCAAGGCUCCCGGUGGCGCUCCAGCCAACGUCGCGAUCGCCGUCAGCCGACUCGGCGGACGUGCUGCCUUCGUUGGAAAGCUCGGCGAAGAUGAGUUUGGGCGUAUGUUGGAAGGAAUAGUUAAGGAGAACGGCGUUGACGCUUCUGGAAUCCGCUUCGAUCAAGGCGCUAGAACCGCCUUGGCUUUCGUCACUUUACGCGCCGACGGUGAGCGUGAGUUCAUGUUCUACCGGAACCCUAGCGCCGAUAUGCUUCUGAAGCCGGAGGAAUUGGAUCUCGAUCUCAUCAGAUCCGCCAAAAUCUUUCACUAUGGAUCAAUAAGUUUGAUCGUGGAGCCCUGCAGAUCGGCACACAUAAAAGCAAUGGAUGAGGCUAAGAAAGCAGGUGUUCUACUUUCAUAUGACCCAAAUUUGAGGCUGCCUUUGUGGCCCUCUGCAAAUGAGGCUCGUGAACAGAUCAAGAGCAUUUGGAACAAGGCCGACAUUAUCAAGGUCAGUGAUGAGGAGCUCAAAUUCCUCACCCAGAAAGAAAAGGUCGAUGAUGAAAACGCUAUGUCUCUCUGGCACGAUGGCUUGAAGCUCCUCCUCGUCACUCUUGGCGAGCAAGGCUGCAGAUACUACACCAAGAACUUCCGUGGCUCUGUUGAUCCAUUCAAGGUUAAGGCUGUGGACACAACCGGAGCCGGGGACUCAUUCGUUGGUGCUCUUCUUACCAAGAUCGUGGACGACCAAUCAGUGCUUCAGGAUGAGAAGAAGCUGAGGGAUAUCUUGAGGUUUGCAAAUGCUUGUGGAGCCAUUACAACAACCAAGAAAGGAGCAAUUCCAGCUCUUCCAUCAGAGGCUGAUGUGGCUGCACUGAUCAAGGCUUCUUCUUAGACAACACUGCAUAGAGAGAGAUUCCCCCUCUUUUUUUUUUUUCUUUUUUUUCUUUCUCUUGUUUAGAUUUUUGGUCUUUAAUUCGCUUUUCUCAAUUGAAUUUAAAGAGAAGGGUUUGUGAAGGUCGUUUUUCAAUUUUCCUCUUUUUAGACUCCUUGAGCUUAACGUAUUUUUCUUAAUAAAAGCUUCUCUACAUUUUGAUUACA